GGGGCGGGGAAGAAACGCUUGAGGCUCCAGCCGCACGCACGCCGACCCGGCGCGCGGGGCCGCGAGCUGGAGGCGGGGCCUGCGGCUGCGAGCCCCUGGUUGGGCGGAGCCAAGGCUGACGGGCGGGGCGGAGAAAAUUCCGGAGCGCCGCGGCGGGGGAGGGCCGCGCUCGGCGCCGGCACGAGUGCCGCUGGCCUGAGCCGAACCUCUAGCCUAUACUGCCGCCCCCGCGGAAGCGUACGCCGACUGGGAAGUGAAGUGGCAUGAGGCGAAAUGAGGCGGAAUGAGGCGGAAUGAGGCCUGCGCGGCGCCGCCGCCCGCUCUCGCCGCGGCCGGCUGAGGUAGGUGCGGCGGCCGCAGUCGCGAAGACCCGAGAGCUCCUCCGCUGAGGACCGGCGGGCGGGCGUGGAGGCCUAGGGCGAGCGGGGUAGCCGCCCGCUCGUCGCCGCUGACCCGGAGCCCGGCCGCGGUUUCCGCUCCCUCCGGUGGCGGGCGGGCCUCCCAUCCACCACCCCGCCGCCAGCGCCCGCCAGCGUCCGAGGCCGGGGAGAAAGGGGAGCAGCGGGAGCCGGAGACCACCGGAGAUGGGAGCACGCCUCGUGCUGCUGUAGUCUAGCCGCAGGUUCCGGAGGAAUGCCCGCUCCCGGCUGGAGUGCUACCGGCCCCACACGGACCUGAGCCGCGACCACGCGGGCUGCAGCCUGCAACACAUCAGGGACCCGGAGAACGCGGACGCGAAAGCGCCGCCGCUCAGCACUCCCGAAGAAACACGGAGUCCGGAGAAGCACAGGCGCCGCCCCAGCGCGCACAGCUCCACUCAGCAGCUUCCUUCCUACCACACACGUAGGAAUGGGAGCCGAGGACUUGAUGCUUGAGGACUUCCUCUAGCAUAAAAGAUGGAAAGAAAACACACACAGAAGCAAGGGACCAAAGGAACAGAAAAGAAGCAGAGAUCAUAGGAAAACUGCGAAUAAAUACCUGAUAAUAUCUUCCAAAGGAUUAGAGAAGACAUAACAUUCAUUAAGAAUGCACAUAUAGAUGUAUAUAUAUAUAUACGUGGAAGAGGCCUGAUAACCUGCAUUUCUAAGAAGCUCCAAGAUGUUGCUGCUAGUUCCAGGACCACACUUUUGAAUUUGGAGGCUGAGAUGAAGAAAACCUGCUUGAUAUCAUACAGUCAGGAGUCAACUGAGUUGCGGCUUUGAACAUAGGUUUAUCUGAUGCCAAAGUUUGUGAUGCUCUUCAACUAUUUAGGGUACCUCAGAGUGUGGAUUUUGAAUCACCUGUAUCAGCAUCAUUUAAAAAUAUGGAUUCUGUGGUGCUGACUAGGUCUCUGAAGUCAGAAUAUGAAGUGGAGCUAGGAAUCUACCUUCUUAACAAGUUCCCUAGAUCCCUAAGGGUAUCCCUGAAUGAUACAGUUUUGUUUGAAAGACUGAAAAGCCCAAACCUGGCACUUUUGGGAAAUAGCAGUAAAUCAUUGAUAUGUGAAGGUUCCCAGCAGGAGUGCUGAAUAAUAUUCCAUUGUCUGGAUGUGCCACAGUUUAUUUAUCCAUUCACCUCCAGAAGAACAUCCUGGUUGCUUCCAAGUUUUGCCAACUAUGAAUAAAACUGUUACAAACAUCUGUGUGCAGGUUUUUGUGUGGACAUGAGUUUUCAACUCAUUUGGGAUAAAAAUUUACAGGAAUUCAGAGGAAAAUAUUUCAGUGGUCAUUACUAAAACGCUCAGAGUCAGAUACAUUCAGCAUCAUACCGUAAGUCCCGUUAGUCAAAGCAUAAACAAGUGCAGAACCUGGCGGGGCUUCCUUCAAGUUGGUUGAGUCCAUCUGGGAGGAUUCACUCAGCAAGAGGCAGAGGAACCAAGGCAGGAUGAAGACAUUGCCUGUGCUCGUGCUGUCUCUUACCUUACUGACUGUCUUCUCAGAGACCUCCCCGAUUUUGAUGGAGAAGCAGGCCAAACAGCUCCUAAGAUCUCGGCGACAGGAUAGACCAAGCAAACCUGGAUUCCCCGAUGAGCCAAUGCGGGAACACAUGCACCACCUGCUCGCCCUGGAGCAUCGCGCCGAGGAGCAGUUCCUGGAGCACUGGCUGAACCCUCACUGCAAACCCCAUUGUGACAGGAACAGGGUUCAUCCUGUGUAAGGGGAUUAGGACCAGCCUCGCAAGCAUUUUAAUAGACAACAACCUGGAUAAUGUUGAAACAAGACGAGGCUGCUUUUUACAUUUGUUUUUAAAUUGCGGAAAUGGAUGUCUUCAGACCUUGUGAACUGUGGGCAUAUCAAAGAUUGCCUUGGAAAUGGCAAAUAUAUAUAUUGCUUCAUUUUACUAACCUGCAUAAGUCACUGAAACCAAUAGCUUAAAGCAUAGACACCUGCCAAAGGUCUUUCCAUCAGUUUGCAAGAGUGGAAACAACUAGAAUCUUACCUGGGGCUGAUGGAGCUGGAACUCCCAGACCCAGAGUUGGGGCAGGCUGCCUGCCCUAAGGAAUUUGGGGAAUCCUUGUUCAGAGUAGUGAAGCAUACCACUUGGGGUUGCUGAGUUGUUUUGUCAUCUAUUUUUUUUCCUCUUCUUUUCUGCCCUAAUAAACAUUGGUAUUAAAUUUA
Macaca mulatta (Rhesus monkey) is the source of this 2597-nucleotide messenger RNA. Lineage: Eukaryota; Metazoa; Chordata; Mammalia; Primates; Cercopithecidae. The record is from RefSeq and is a predicted model, not a curated record.